Mastomys coucha (southern multimammate mouse) is the source of this 2874-nucleotide messenger RNA. It is a transcript of the gene Ifnar2, whose product is annotated as interferon alpha and beta receptor subunit 2. The record is from RefSeq and is a predicted model, not a curated record. The coding region runs from base 674 to 2212 and encodes 512 amino acids. Gene Ontology annotation, molecular function: protein binding; interleukin-22 receptor activity. NCBI's taxonomy places the organism in Eukaryota, Metazoa, Chordata, Mammalia, Rodentia, Muridae. The transcript has 9 exons.
GUUCUGACCACACCUCUCUUCCUUUGUAUUUUGAGUCAGGGUGUCCCUAUAUUGCCCAGGCUGGCCUUGAUUUUGCUCUGUAUCCCAGAUAGACACUGAAUUCGAGAUCCUCUUGCCGUGGCCUUCCUGGAAGAAGGGAGUACACACCCGCAUCACCAGGUCAGGCAUCCAACACAUUCCUAUCCAGAUAGUUCUAGGGAUCAGAAACUACCUAGUCCCGCGAAGAGGCCGCGAUAAACACAACAACCCCAAACCUUUAUCUCUGGCUCCCAGGACUGUAUUUGAAGUGGGUGGGGUUGUAAUGGACACCAAAGUGCCCAUUUGUCGCCUGCUCCAGGGUUCGCUCCGCCCGGGCCCCGCCUCCCGCCUUCUGCCUCAUUGUCUGUUCACUGCGUGCCCGGCGGCUGGAAACCCUUGACCUCCUGGCGCCUGCGUGGUCUAGCCCUAAGCCAGGGGAGACCUGGCCGCGAGCACCAGCCUCCACCCGCUCGCCCUGGAUCGACUCCCGCCUGCCUCCACUGCUGGCCAGCCCUGCGCAGCUGCGCCUGGUGCCCGCAGCUGCGCCUGGUGCCUACAGCAGCUCGGAGGUGACCCCAGGACAUCCUAGAGGGAGAUCCAAGAGACCCGGCUGUUCAGGUGUGAGAGCAGAAAAGGGACUUAAAAACCGAGCAGGAUGCUUUCACGGUGCACCGUCUCUACCAUUGGUUUCCUUAGCUUGUGUCUUGUGGUGUGCGUGAGCCUGGAGACGAUCUCGCCGACUGCUUUCGAUGGGUAUCCGGAUGAACCUUGCACUGUAAGCCUGACAAUACGACAUUUCCGGCUAAUUUUAUCCUGGGAAUUAACAAGCAAGUCCAGCCGACCCACUAACUACACACUCUGGUACACGGUCAUGAGCAAAAACGAAGAUCUGACAAAGGUUAAGAACUGUUCGUACACCACAAAGUCAUCAUGUGACGUGACAGAUGAGUGGUUGGAGGGCACAGAGAGCUAUGUCGCCAUCGUCGUAGUGCACAGGGGGGACACAACGGUGUGCCGCUGCUCAGACUAUAUCAUGCCUACAAAUGCUCCUCUUGAGCCACCAGAAUUUGAGAUCUUUGGCUUUACAGACCACAUAAACGUGACAAUGGAAUUUCCACCUGUCACUUCCAAGAUAAUCCAGGAAAGGCUGAGGUCUACAUCCUUUGUCAUCAAAGAACAGAUAGAAGACAGCAUUAAGAUGGUGCACAAGCCCAAAAUGAAUAAUGUCACUGGGAACUUCACGUAUGUCCUUAGAGACUUACUUCCAAAGACAAACUACUGUGUAUCUGUUUAUUUUGAUGAUGACCACGCAAUAAAAUCUCCCUUAAAAUGCACCAUCCUUCAGCCUGGCCAGGAAUCAGGAUUAUCAGAAUCUGCCAAAGUAGGAAUAAUUACGGGGUGCUUGAUAAUGAUGGUUUUCAUGAGCACCAUCAUAAUGCUGAAACGGAUUGGUUAUAUAUGCUUAAAAGACAAUUUCCCCAAUGUCUUGAACUUCCAUCACUUUUUAACCUGGAUAUUCCCUGAAUGGCCACCUUCAGAAGCCAUUGACCAGCUGGAAAUCAUUCCCACAAACAAGAAGAAGAGACUGUGGAAUUAUGAUUAUGGGGAUGACAGUGACAGUGACGAAGAGGUCCCCAAAGCAAGUGUCACUGGCUACACCAUGCAUGGACUGACGGGCAAGCCUCUGCAACAGACCUCCGACACCUCAGCCAACCCUGAGGAGCCCCUGCAUGAAGAAGAUUCAGGUGCGGAAGAAUCUGAUGAAGCUGGAGCAGGGACUGGAGCUGAGCUACAACUCCUCACAGAGGUGGAGGCUGGGCCUUCAGAAGACUCAAGUGGCCCCUAUGAGAGAAGAAGGAGUGUGCUCAAGGACUCCUUCCCUGGGGAGGACAGUGGUUCCAUGGAUGGGCCUGGGGACAACGUUAUCUUCAAUGUGAACUUAAACUCUGUGUUUCUGAGAGUUCUCCACGAUGAAGAUGCCUCAGAGACGAUAUCUCUCACAGAAGACACGAUCCUCCUAGACGAAGGUCCCCACAGGACAGAGUCAGAUCUUCGGAUAGCUGGUGGGGACAGGACACAGCUGCCCGACCCCAGCCUUUCUUCCCAGGAUCUAUGGGCUGAAGAUGGGUCAUCUGAAAAAUCAGACACCUCAGAUUCUGAUGUGGAUGCAGGGGACGGCUACAUCAUGAGAUGACUCCAAAGCGGUUCACUGACUGGAGCUGGGCACCUACAGGGUUCUCUUCACGGCCUGAUGUGAUGCCUUGUGAUCUCCAGGUGUCUGUGAGGAAGGGACUAGAGAACUCUACAGCCCUCUUGGUCACUGCUGGAUGGCCUUCUCUAUGCAGAUUGCCAAUUUGGGCAUCAGGAUUGUUUACAUGGGUCACGACCCACCCACCCCCUUUCCACUAAUGCACUAAGGUGGUUUGUGUUCCAUUUCCCAGGGAGCAGUGUUCAGUGUGGUUUUCAGAGGCAGCCAAGGCCUCCCAUCCCUGUGUUGUUUCUAGGAAAUUAUUGAAUUGGGGGAGAGAAAGGGAAAGCAAAAAACAAAAAAAAACGGUCAGCCAGUGUUUGGAGGCAGGGCAUGCUGAGCUGGCUGCUGGCAGGGAGAAAGAAGGUUUGUGUACUCGGAAAUCCAGCAAGGUUUGAGCCCACACUCUCUGGGCCCUUCCCAGAUGUCGAGAUCUGUCCCUUCUACUCUGAGAAGUUCAUUCACAGCCACCCAUAAAACCCUCACAGUUUAAAUGAGGAGGGGAGAAGCCAUGUGAACAAUUCUAGGAUCUGACACGUGACUCAGGGAGGAAUCUCAUGGCCAUAUUUUAAGGUCUUUCUGCUUCACCUCUUUAACCUUCAGUUUCU